Syngnathoides biaculeatus (alligator pipefish) is the source of this 4374-nucleotide messenger RNA. RefSeq names its product sphingomyelin phosphodiesterase 3 (gene smpd3). The transcript has 9 exons. Gene Ontology annotation, molecular function: sphingomyelin phosphodiesterase activity. Gene Ontology annotation, cellular component: extracellular region; cytoplasm. The record is from RefSeq and is a predicted model, not a curated record. Gene Ontology annotation, biological process: sphingomyelin metabolic process. Lineage: Eukaryota; Metazoa; Chordata; Actinopteri; Syngnathiformes; Syngnathidae. Bases 199 to 2322 code for a protein of 707 amino acids.
AAGACUACCUAUGAACAUAAAAAUCCAAACCAUGUAGUGUGGCUUAUGCCAAAGUGGAGGGUCUUUUCAAGAUUUUGUUUUGUUUUAAUCUAAGUAAUAUUUGCUUUUGUAAAGAUUUUUGUUUUUAGUGUAUGUGAGUGUUGACAGUGUGUAAGGUGUGAAGAAAGUGGCAGAAAGUUGUAAUAACGAGAGAGAGAGAUGGUGCUCCACAUCACCCCUUACUCCAGUUCCUGUCUACACUUCCUGGACGGCUUGUCAUGGAGCCUAGUGUUCCCCUGUUACUGGCUCCUGGAUCAGCUCCUGGCCUCCUGCCUGACUACUUCACUCGAGAAACGCCAGCGCUCUCAAGAUCCAUGCUCUCUUCUCACUUUGUGUGUCCUGAUAAUGUCGCCUCUUUACUUGCUCCUCCUCCUUGCCUCUCUGCCUUUUGCCCUACUGGGUUUCGUCAUCUGGGCUCCUCUGCAGGCCAUCCGUCAACCCUACUUGUACACCUACCACAGACGAGAAAAGCACCAAUCAGAGCAAUGUGACCACGAGUCAGCGUUUCUUGGUGUCAAGGACUGGAGACCCCAGGGCAGGAGCUUUUGUUUCUGCAGUGCCAACGUUUGCCUGCUGCCUGACUCCCUGGCCAGGUUCAACAACCUUUCGAACACCCAGAGGAGAGCACGAGAAGUGGGUAAAAGGAUCAGAAAUGGUGCCUGUAGACCUCAGAUUAAAAUCUACAUCGACUCACCAACCAACACUUCCAUCAGUGCUGCCUCCUUCAGUAGUCUAGCUACGGGUUUCCGCCGUACCUCCUCCUUGGACCAGAGGCCAGACAAGACACAAAACGUAAAAGGCCCAGCAGACACUGAAAAUGAGCCACUCACCCAGUGUCCGAUUCACCCUGGAGGUGCUACUGACUGCCCAGUCAAUCCAUAUUCAGGAGUUCAUGGAAUCACUGAAUGCCCCUUUCACUCAAAUGAAGGAGACAUGACACUGGACUGCCCCCUUCACUCUGCGGAGAGAAGAAACAGCCCAGACUGUCCUCUACACACUUUAGCAGAGGCUCCAGAAUGUCCAAUGCACUCUACAGUGGCACAGAGUGGCCUCAGCAGCAAUGAAUGCCCUAUGCAUGGUGUUCAAAUCAACAUCAGUGCCCCUGAGCCAGAGACCCAGGAAUGGGAGAGAGAGACAGGAAACCAACAGUCAAGGGAGCUGGCAGGAGGAGACAUGGGCAGCAUGACAGCCUCAAGAGAAUCCCUUGCCCGAUACCAUGGAACCGAUGGUUGCGGAGUGAAAUCCUCAAACAAUACCCUCACUCAUGUGCCCCGUGCCUCAAUUUUUAAGCGCCCCGGUAGAAAGCGCCGCCACGGGGAUGAUACUUUUGAUCAUGACAUCUCUGCAUUUUUCCCUGCCAACUUGGAUUUCCUCGGCCUACAGGAAGUGUUUGACCAUAGUUCAACUACUCGCUUGCGACAGCAGUUGCAUCAAUACUUCCCCUAUGUGCUGAGUGAUGUUGGGCGGUACGGCUGGAAAGGCUGCUGUUCCAGGUUCAAAUUCCUAAACAGUGGCCUUUUGUUAGCUAGUCGCUACCCAAUUCUGGAUGCACGCUAUGAGUGUUAUCCCAAUGGAAGAGGAGAGGAUGCAUUGGCCGCCAAAGGAGCACUCUUUGCCAAGGUACACGUGGGCACCGCCCAUCAAGAGCAAAGGGUUGUGGGAUAUCUCACAUGCACCCAUCUCCAUGCCAUAGAAGGUGAUGCUUCCGUGCGAUGUGAACAACUGGACAUGUUGCUCCAUUGGGGAGCAGAAUUCCGCCAAACUUCAUCACAUAAUCCUGAAGGGGGGAAAGUUGUUGAUGAACUUGUGGCCUUUGAUGUCCUUCUGGGUGACCUCAACUUUGACAAUUGCUCAUCAGAGGACAGGUUGGAGCAACACCAUGCACUUUUUUCUUUUUACAAGGACCCUUGUCGCCAGGGACCAGGAGAGGACAAACCAUGGGCUUUGGGUACCCUGCUGGAUCCCAGAGGACUUUACGAUGAUGAGGUCAAUUCACCAGAAAGUUUACAAAAAGUGAUGGAGAAUGAGGAGGGUAGAAAGGAGUACUUGGUGUUUCCUCCUAGUAAAAGCCAAUCUCCCACCAGCACCCAGAAAGGAAGGAAAAUUCCACUGAAAGGCAAUGGACGUCGGAUUGACUACAUCCUGUACAGUGACGAGGGCCUUCAACAGGAGUGGAAAUUGGAAAUAGAGGAAUUCAACUUUGUAACGCAGUUGGCUGGCCUCACAGAUCACCUGCCUGUAGCCAUGAGAUUGGCUGUCUCCACAGGGGAGGAAGAGUCUUAGAUUUAUUGACCACAUGCAUUGGUCAAAAGUGGUGUCAUUGAAGGGUGACAGACAGUGAAGAUGAACGGAUGAUGUUUUUUGGGAAAAGGAGCAUCUUGAGAAGGAUAAUCAUUUGAAAUGGGCAUAAGGGAAAAUAACCCCACUGCUAGGGAAUAGACAAAAAUACAAAAUAACGAAAGACUAGUGUGUCUGAGAGUUGGGGCAAUUACAAAAUAAGAGGAGUAAUCUCACCUCCACCCACUCAUACACGUAAUUCCCAUUUGAGUGUUUAAUACCUUUGGCAUCUCUGAUACUCGCCCUGUGCACAACACAUUCCCUAUUGCACUCCUGCAAUGAAUAAAGACAGUAGUUGCAAGUAGUUUAUUGGCAAGCAAUUUCCACAUCCACAUAUGACGUUGGGGAAGGAUGUUGCCAUUUUGAAUUUAUCGUGGACUUAACCAUAUAUACCACAGUGACUCAAAAACAAUGAAGUGAAAGUGCACCUUAAUCCAGAUCUGCACAAACAUAUACUGGAGUACAGUUGCUGACAGGAUUCUACAAUGUCAAUGAUCUACGUCACUAUGUCAUGUUUCUAUCCUAAAAUGCUACUGGUCUCGUCAUUAAUUAAUUGACCUUACCUGUCGCUCACCUCAACAAGUGUCUUCUUUAACAACUAACAAAUAGAAAAGCAAUGGAAUAAAAUUUAAAUAGUGUGAUUUCUACUGUUUUGUAGGGGCUUAAAUACUUGUUUAAUACUAUAUAAAUCACUUUCAAAUGAAUAACUAAAGGUAAAUAAGAUAUAUACGAACAGUUGUCCUUGUAGCAUGUUUUACAACUUUAAGGGAAGUAAAGAAAGUAGCUUUUUAAAUCUUGCUGAUGCAUGAUGGAAAACGUCAUCCUUUUUCAAUUUUAAUAUAGCAACUUAAUGAAGUUUGAGUAUAUCUAUGUAAUGACUUUGGAAUAUCCCCUGAGACAACGACUGUGCACUAAUGCACUCUUCUGCAUGUUAAACUCCGCCAGGCUAGUGUUACCUGACACUGGCUUACAGUAUAUUCUUUAACAGCCAUAUCAGAGAUCCUGGUUUGUUAUCAAAAAUAUGUCCCCAGUUGGUUUGAGUCAGGUGAAAAGAGGGUGUGGGAUCUAUACAAAGGCCCGCAUGGCGACAAAGAAGCCAUCUUGAGUACUAUAUUGUACAAUUGGGGUUUUUACCGAGUUUUUUUUCUAAUUAUGUUCUUCUGAAUGGGCUAUGAGGAUGUCACAAAUAGAGAUUAGAAAAAAUACUCCACAAGACAUUAUUGCUUUAAUUUGGAGUAACCACCUUUAUCACUUUUGGACGAGGUCAGUCAUGUCAGAGGUGGCACGGCACAGAGCAGUGGCCUGGCCACGCCCCUCACAGGAACGACCACCCAUGGCAGUGGGCAGGCUAUGCCCAAGACAUGACAUGAGUCCAAUGGUGACUGAAACAUUAUAUCGGCUUUUUAUGUGUGUUACACAUCGGUGAGCUACUAAUAGCACAAGAAGAAACUUUUCCGAAUUGUAUUUGUUUGUGAAGCAUGAACAAUAACAAUCAAUUCAGGUUACCAGGGUUGAUUUGUCAUUUCUGCUCUUUGAACAAUUUACCAUCUGUUUGUUUGUGUCUGUGUUUGUUCGUUUCUUUGCUUCUUCACUCGGGCUUUCAUUCUGGCACAAAAUGAGACAUUGAUACAAAUGUGUGUGCCUGUGUGACAUAAUUUCACACAUUUCAGUGCAUAUGAAUUGCUUCUCCAAAUCAAAGUCAACAGAGACCCAUCUCCAUAUUUAUAUUGUAAUGUGCGUGAAACAAUUACAGUGUGCUCUAAUCAGAUCAAUAUACACACUUCCCAUGUGGCUGCUCUUGCCACUCCUUUUAGAACACACAUGAACCCCAUUAUUGAUGUAAUUGUUGUCUCAUUUUUUUUUCCCUAAAAUGCUUACAUUUGGAUGUGAAAAUAUAAUCACCUUCUUUUGUAAGACUAACGUUUCCAAAUUGGAUCAGACUUCUUGCUUGCAUCACAAGUAGCUGUGUGCCUAUUUUGCAAUCCAAAUAAAACUAUC